AUGGAUCAAAAUUCUGGUGCCGUUCCGAAGAAGCUGCACACAGUGCCGGAGCUCAGUGCCGAGCAUGUGCCGGCCAACGAUUCCGCUGAAAAUGUCCCUGGCAACGACUCGGACUUUCACAAUGAGCCAAUGAGCUUCCGUCGUGAUAAGAUCGACAUCACAGAGCUGCGCAACUACUGCAUUCAGCAUGAGAUGCCGCUGCCCAUCAUCGAGAUUGUGCAGCAGUGCGGCACCCCAUACGCACCUGAAUACGUGGCCUGCUGCACGGUGGCCUCCAUCAAGCGCUACGGCAGGGCGCGAACUAGGAAGGAUGCCCGCCAGCGGGCCGCCAUCGAGAUGCUGACCGUCAUCUCAGCCGACGAGGAUCCUCAUCCUCGCGAUGCCCAGAAUCACGAUGUGGAGUUCGAACGUCGUGGCCCAAGGACUGGGGGCCGCAAGCUGUGCGAUGCCCACAACUACUACAAGGAGUUCUUGCCGCACCUGAAGUCGGCCGCCUUCGAGGUCAUCGAUUCCAAGGACUACAAGAACGAAAAGGAGCAGCUGCUGGCCCUACUGAGUGCCCUCAAGAUCACACCCAAAUUCUCGACAGUUCCAUCGACAUCCGGGGUGACCCUUGUGAAGGUGCAGCUAAAUGUGGAUUUUGAUAACCUUUUUAUUGAUUUAGAAAGCAAGAUCUGUGGCUAUAUGAUUAACUACUUUAAGGUUAUGCUCAACUAG
This is a messenger RNA of Drosophila obscura, 717 nucleotides long. RefSeq lists its product as uncharacterized. Bases 1 to 717 code for a protein of 238 amino acids. The transcript has a single exon. Lineage: Eukaryota; Metazoa; Arthropoda; Insecta; Diptera; Drosophilidae. The record is from RefSeq and is a predicted model, not a curated record.